Molecule: messenger RNA, 1751 nt
Organism: Dufourea novaeangliae
Lineage: Eukaryota; Metazoa; Arthropoda; Insecta; Hymenoptera; Halictidae
Product: alkylated DNA repair protein alkB homolog 8
Exons: 7
Molecular function (GO): nucleic acid binding; S-adenosylmethionine-dependent methyltransferase activity
Source: RefSeq, a predicted model, not a curated record
UAAUGUCCUAGAACGUAAUGGAAGAAAAAUUGAGUAAAAAAAGUUAUCGUAAACAGAAACGAGCCUAUCAUAGGCUCCUCAGAGACAUGAAUAUUAAAUGCUGUGAUAAUCCAACAAAGUACAUAAUGAUCUGUAAUGCUGGUUUAGUAACUGGAUUUCAACGAGAAACUUUACAAAAUAUUAUUGACCCAAUUAUAUCAGAAUAUGAUGUAAUAAUGCCACCAAAUAAAUCGUACUGCUUCAUUAAAUUUUAUUCUAUAGAAGAUGCUGAAUAUGCAUACAACAGAAUUCAUGGUCAGAUAAGAAUUAAUGAAUUAGGUGCACUGUUAUAUGCAACAUUUACAGAGUCAGUUCCUGAUCUAGAUGAUGAAUUAUCUUGUGGUUUUCCCUACGGACUUCGAUUAGUAGAAAAUAUUAUAACUGAAGAACAAGAAAAAUAUUUAUUAAAUUCGAUUAAUUGGAUUAAUGAAGAGUCAGAUUCAUCUGAGUUAAAACAUAGAAAAGUCAAACAUUUCGGAUAUGAGUUUCAGUACAAUUCAAACAGAGUAGACCCUGAUAAACCAAUUACACCUAUUCCUGAAGAAUAUCAGUUUUUACAAACAUUAUUUAAAAAAUAUCACAAUGUGCCAUCCGAAUAUGAUCAGUUAACAAUAAAUCACUAUUCACCUGGUCAAGGAAUCCCUCCACAUAUUGAUACACAUAGUGUGUUUGAAGAUAGUAUAUUGUCUUUAUCAUUGGGUUCUGCAUGUAUCAUGGAUUUUAAACGGGAAGAUAGAAAAGCUGCUGUUCUUUUACCUCCUCGUUCGUUGCUGAUUAUAACAGCGGAAGCUCGAUAUGCAUGGUCACAUGGAAUUUGCCCUAGACAUAAUGAUGUAGUAAAAAGUACAAAUGGAAUUACAACACAACCACGAGGAACAAGAGUGUCAUUUACAUUUCGAAAAGUGCGAAGGGGCGAUUGCUGUUGCAUUUUUCCAGAAUAUUGCGACACAAAAAAAACCUGUGUUAAUACUGUCAUCGAUGAUAAAACAGCAAUGGGAAUUGAAAAUUCUUAUGUACACGAAGUUUAUGAAAAUAUUUCGAGUCACUUUGAUGAAACUAGACACAAGCAGUGGCCAAAUGUUUCAAAAUUUCUUCAAUCCUUGAAUCCAGGUGAUAUUUUAUUAGAUGUAGGUUGUGGGAAUGGUAAAUAUCUCUAUGAAGAAAAACUCAUAUUUAAGGUUGGCUGUGAUCGAAGUCAUAAUUUAAUAAAAAUAUGUCAUAGUAAAAAAUCUGAAGUCUUCUUAUCUGAUUGUCUAUACUUGCCAUACAAAGAUAAUAGUAUAGAUGCAGCAAUAAGUAUAGCAGUAAUACAUCACCUUUCGACUCAUGAAAGAAGAAAGCAAGCAAUUUCAGAAUUGGCACGACUUCUUAGGCCUAAUGGAAAAUGUUUAAUUUAUGUAUGGGCGAAAGAGCAAGAAAAGAAUUCCACUAAAACUGCAUAUUUAAAAUAUAAUAUGAGCAAAAACGAUCACCAAACAUCGUGUAUACAAAAACUGACAGAAUACGGUGUAACCUUACCAGUGCACGAAAAUCGUACGAAAUUCAUGUCUACUGAUAUGCUCGUUCCUUGGAAAAGAAAGGGAGGAGGAGACUUCCUCAGAUAUUAUCAUGUAUUCAAAGAGGGCGAAUUAUCACAGUUGUGUUCAGAAGUACCUGUGUUUACAAUAAAAGAAAUGUAUUAUGAUCAAGGAAAUUGGUGUGUAAUUUUGCAA